UCCAAAAUCACCAGUGAAAACAGGGGAUAGCCUUUAGUAACGUGGCAACACUAUCAACGUUUUUAGUUUGAUGUCACUAUCAAAGGGGAUUUCCGUCGUAGAGCCUAUCUGUUUUUAUGAGGAAACGUGUAUUUUUGUUAACUUUAUAAAAUCAAUGAAAGUGAUCUUUCUACCCUUUUAGUAUAUGAUGCAAAAAUUUAAUAAAUGUAUGGUAAAUGAAAUAACUUAUAAUCGGCCAAAUAUACUUUGAUUUCAUUUAAAAUAAGAAGAAGAAGAAGUCGACCCAAGUUUGUAUUCAUAAAAGUUUUACUUUUCAUUUGUGUUGAAAAUUCAAUUGAUAAGUUGGUUAAGUAAGGUUUGCGUGCAGUUCUCGAAAUAUGAAAAAGGUAAUAUUGACAAAGAGCAAUAGUAAGAGCAGUGCAUUAAAAAUAACCAGCCCUGAUAACGUGAAAUCGAAGUUAGCUUAUGCGGAAUUAUUUCGUGCGGUUCUGCAAAUACCCGAGAAAGAUGUACAAAACCGUAUUUUGGAUGCAGUCAAUGGGCGGCCGUCGACCGCGCAGAUAGUGCACGCGCUUUGCCCAAACUGUAAACAGUCAUUUGGUAAUUUUUCUGACACACAAUUAUUGCAUAAGGAAGUAGCCACACAAACAGACGUAAAUGGAAUCAUUCCUUGUGCAACAAAUACAACGCCAAAUGGCGUAAAUUCAAACACAAAUAGCGAUGAUAGUCGGGAUCGAAUUUCGCCAGCGUUACAAAAAUAUCUAAUUACUUCAACACCAAACGUAACGCCAACACAACAGGAUUCAAAAAUAGAUAAAUCUCCAGUGAAAAGAAAACGAAAACGGAAAGUGUGCCUGCCACAAGUGGUAAAACGAUCGCACGCUCAGUUGGCACACAUGCAACUGCAGCCUAAACUGAAAUCCAGAAAAGUAGACAACCUUAAAAUUACGAACAUGGAUCAUUUGCAAUCAGAUGAGUUAAGUGAAAUAAACUUAUUUGACCGUCGUUACUCCAUUAGUUCCAUUACUUCGGACAUGUUAUUCGACUUAUUGAAUACACCAGACGAACGAUCAAAAGAAGAGCAUAUUAUGCGCACAAUGGCAGAAGAAUAUCUGAAUGUGGAUAAACGAACAGAUGGAUUGCUUACUAUACACCACACCAUUAUUGCGAAUGACUUAUUUGGAUUACGUAGACAAAUUUUUGUUUGGAAAAAAUUGAGAAAAGUGUUGGAUCUAAACCACUUGCUAACCGACGAAGAUGAAAAUUGCCUGCAACUUGCAAUCAUUCAAGAUUGUUUCCCAAAAAUAAUAGAUGUUCUGCUGAAUGAAGGUUUAAACGCCAACGAGAUCGACGAUCACUCCAAUUCCUGUGUUCAUUUAGCAAUACUCAAUGAAAUUGAAACCGAAUCAUUACGUUUACUCAUGCAAAAAAUAGAUCCAAAAAUAUUGCUCCAGCUAAACGAUGACGGUUAUACUCCCUUGCAUAUUGCAGUACGUACCAAUAGUUACCUACGUGCAGAAAUAAUGUUAAAUACACUAGAUGAACGUCUCCGAACAAACCCUUUAUUCCAUCGGAAUGUGCAAUCAUCAACAGAAACUGAUUUUAGUAAAUACUAUGAGGAUAUUUGCAAAACAUUAGAACAAAAAUAUGGUAAUAUGUCACGAAAUGCACAGCCAAAGUUGAAGAAAAAGUUUUUGGAGACAGGUGAUCGAAAAAGUGGAAGUACAGCUCUGUUUUUCGCAAUAGAAAAUAAAUUAGAGCAUUUUGUCUUCUUCCUGCUUGCUCAUCUUACUGAUCCGCGCGUUUUAAACUUUAGUGGUCAGGAUGCAAAGUCUUAUUAUUCGGAAUUCGGGAAGAUGCUUCAAUUGAGUUUGAAAGUUGACAGCGCUAUUGAAAAUGUUGUGACUUUGCUUGGUUAAGUAGAAGAUUGUACAUAUAAACACGGAAAAGACGGAAAAAUUUAAAAUUUAAAUAAAAAUUAAAAUAAAAAAAAUGUAAUA
Anastrepha ludens (Mexican fruit fly) is the source of this 2000-nucleotide messenger RNA. RefSeq lists its product as uncharacterized. The transcript is spliced from 6 exons. Bases 378 to 1919 code for a protein of 513 amino acids. Lineage: Eukaryota; Metazoa; Arthropoda; Insecta; Diptera; Tephritidae. Gene Ontology annotation, molecular function: protein binding. The record is from RefSeq and is a predicted model, not a curated record.